CGUGGCAUAACACAAUUAGCCAUAUCAAACAAACAACCUUGUCAUUCCAUUCCCAACACCAAACCAACCUAACCAUUAUUGUCUAUCCUCAACAAUCCUCUCUGUAAAACAAACAAAACCUUUUCACUUCAAUUUUAUCCAUUCAACAUUAACAUCCUCUUCACGAUUUCUCAGUUAACUUCUCUUCCUUUUCUCUUAUUUAUUACAUCCACCUACAAAGCAAUUUUAAUUUAUUAUAUCUUUAUUUUAACUUUUCAUGAGAAGAAGUAAAGAGAAUAAUAAUAAUAAUACUAAUAAUAAUAAUAAUCAACAUUAACAUUAAUAUUAACAAUGACAGGUUCAUCAAGACAAGGACGCAUAUUCUUAGAUGAAGGAAGCAUUCAUGGUGGAAGAUAUGGAAAAUUAAAAAAGAACGACGAAUUUGACGGUUACAACUCCGACAACCACCCAAGAAAAAACAGUCCUGUCAUCACCACCACUGACGCACCACAUUUAGAUCCUCAAAUGGCAUUGGACAAUUCACCAUACGACGCAUCUCUCUCACCAUUAUCAAAAUCACCAUGGUCUUCUCACCUCAAUGAAGACACUUCAUCCGCCGAAGAUGCUCUUGUUGGUUCAUUGGUUCGCGAAGAAGGUCACAUUUACUCGCUCGCAGCUACAAAGGAUUUAUUAUACACCGGUUCAGAUAGUAAAAACAUUCGUGUUUGGAAGCAUCAAAAGGAAUUUGCGGGGUUUAAAUCAAACAGCGGUUUAGUGAAAGCCAUUGUGAUCGCCGGUGAGAAAAUUCUUACUGGACAUCAAGACGGGAGAAUUCGCGUCUGGAGAGUGUCCAGUAAGAAUGAACAAGUUCAUAAAAGAGUUGCCACUUUACCAACUUUAAGAAAUUAUAUCAAAUGUUCAAUAAAACCGAGCAACUAUGUUGAAGUUAGACGAAAUCGUAAUGUGUUAUGGAUUAAACAUUGCGAUGCAAUUUCGUGUUUGAGCUUAACAGAAGAUCUUACUUUAAUUUACUCAGCUUCAUGGGAUAAAACAUUUAAAGUUUGGCGUGCUUCGAAUUACAAAUGUUUAGAAUCAGUAACAGCGCAUGAUGACGCCGUUAACGCGCUUGUGGCUGGGUUUGAUGGUUUGGUUUUUACCGGUUCAGCUGAUGGAACAGUUAAGAUUUGGCGGCGUGAAAUGCAAGGGAAAGGAACAAAGCAUUUUUUUUCACAAACAUUGUUGAAACAAGAAUGUGCUGUAACGGCUUUAGCAUUAAACGGGGAAGGGACAUUUUUAUACGCAGGUUCUUCAGAUGGAUUGGUUAAUUAUUGGGUGCGGGCAACGAAUUUGGAACACGCCGGAAUUUUGAGAGGUCAUAAAUUGGCGGUUUUGUGUUUAACGACAGCUGGAAGUUUGAUAUUUAGUGGUUCUGCUGACAUGUCAAUUUGUGUGUGGAAAAGAACGAUGAGUAAUGAACAUAUUUGUACGACGGUGUUGAGUGGACAUACCGGACCAGUGAAGUGUCUCGCCGCCGAGAAAGAUCCCGAUGCGAUGUUGAAUGAGAAAAAGUGGAUAUUGUAUAGUGGAAGUUUGGAUAAAUCUGUUAAGGUUUGGAAGGUUACAGAGAGUGGGGCCCCUGGACAACAUAAUCACCAACCACCACCGCGCCUUAGUGUUUCCGGACCACCACCACGAGUUAGUGUUACCGGAGCACCACAGCGACAUAGUGUUAGUAGCAAUAAUGACUUUCCUAGAGUUUCGUCGAUAAGGAAAAUGGGAUCACGAAGAUACUAGGGUUUGUGGUUUGUGUUUAUGAAUCAUGAUGUUGCAUUUUUUCUUUUGUCAUUAAUGUUUAUAUUGCUAACAUCAACUUUCUUCUCUUGAUUGUAAAUGUAUGAAUCAUGACUUUCUUCAAAUGGUUUUACUGUUACUAUUGGUGAUGACAGAA
Messenger RNA from Trifolium pratense (red clover), 1927 nucleotides. RefSeq names its product protein JINGUBANG-like. The record is from RefSeq and is a predicted model, not a curated record. The transcript has a single exon. Bases 331 to 1773 code for a protein of 480 amino acids. Gene Ontology annotation, molecular function: protein binding. NCBI's taxonomy places the organism in Eukaryota, Viridiplantae, Streptophyta, Magnoliopsida, Fabales, Fabaceae.